AUGGUCGCCUCGGCAGCGAGUGGCCUCAUGCUGUGGGCGGUAGCUGAUUAUGGUGGAGAUGCUACCAAGAUUAGAUACACUCUGGCACAAACCGCUUGUGGUGGCAGUCGAGUUGGCGUUCUGUCGGAGGGUCCAUUGCCAGUGUCUGGUGGCCAUCACGACGCUGGUCAGGGGCCAACUCUCACUUGGAUAGGGAUGACUACCGAAUCCAUGCCCCUUUCAAUGGACUCCGUGGGUAUCAUACGUGCCCUACUGCCAACAGGGGUCUUCGCUUUUUGGUCGUCUACCGAUCUCAAAUGGACGCCCGUGUACGACUGUGUGGCUGAGCUACAACGCGAGAAUGAGGGUUUCUGGGCCGUCGGUGGUGCCGGUGGGUUCUGUCAGGAUCGAGGGAUCAACUCAGGGGAUGAACCUAGCGGGAUAAAGAAAGCUACGGUCGCUUUGGAUAAGAAAUUAGUAAUGAAAUUCCGGGACUUGGUCCAGUCUAAACAGCUGGAGGCUGCAUAUGAUACCUCUCUCCUAGCCCUCCAAAUACCAGCUACUCCAAGGUUCAUGGCUAAGAUGGCUUUGAAGCUUGGGCAGCCACUGUUGGCGGCCCGUAUCGAGGAGGACAUGGCAUCAGUAGUCAUUCCUAGCAUGCCUACUGGCAACGUUGCACAGCCUGUGAUGGCCAAGCCUACGCCUGAGAGGCAGAAUCGUGCAAUUCCUCCUCCGAGUACAGCGCCACCUCGAUCCGCCUUCCAGCCAGUCGAGAAUAUACCAUCUCGGAGGUCGACUGGAGCUGAGAUGCUGGCCGAAACUAAGGAGCAGGAGGCAUCGAAGAACUCGCCGAUAAGAGGUAACCCAUUUGCCAACCGGAAGCGGCGGCAGAAUGACGAUGUGGACCAUACAAAUGCAGCUAAGGUCCUCAGAGCCGACGGAUAA
Messenger RNA from Perkinsus marinus ATCC 50983, 924 nucleotides. RefSeq lists its product as hypothetical. The coding region runs from base 1 to 924 and encodes 307 amino acids. The transcript is spliced from 8 exons. The record is from RefSeq and is a predicted model, not a curated record. Lineage: Eukaryota; Perkinsozoa; Perkinsida; Perkinsidae.